AUGUCUGAGUCCGGCGGCAUGCCGCCCCAGCGCCACUGCCUGCACCACGGCCCCCAGAAAGUCCGCCGCCGCCGCGUCCUCCUCUGCCUCGCCUUCGCAGUCCUCGUCCUGCUCCUCCUCGCCGCGGCGGUCGCCAUCGUCCUGCUCGCGGUCCUCCGCCCGCGGGACCCCGUCACGGAGCUCCUCUCGGUCAACGCCACGGGCGUCCUCCCCGGCGUCGUCCCGCUCCCCACCGUCUCCGUGCAGCUCAACGUCACCUUCCUCCUCGUGGUCCGCGUGCGGAACCCGAACCCGGCCGCGUUCCGCCACGGCCCCGCCACCACGUCGCUCUACUACCGCGGCGCGGCCGUGGGCUACGGCGAGGUCCCCGCGGGGACCGUGCCGAGCCGGGGCGCGGCCACCGUGCGGAUGAACAUGACGGUGCAGGCCGACCGGGUCGUCGCGGCAGCCGGGAUCGGGGGCCUCGUCGCGGACGUGCUCGCUGGCGAGAUGGAGUUCGAGGCGAGGACCGAGGUGCCGGGCACGGUCGUGCUCCUCGGGUUCGUGAAGCGCGGCGUCGAGGCCAGGUCGGUGUGCCGCGUCGUCAUCGGCGUCGCCGACGUCAAAGUUCGGCGUCAGGAGUGCCACAACGAGGCCAAGCUGUGA
Molecule: messenger RNA, 645 nt
Organism: Setaria italica (foxtail millet)
Lineage: Eukaryota; Viridiplantae; Streptophyta; Magnoliopsida; Poales; Poaceae
Exons: 1
Coding region: 1-645 (214 amino acids)
Cellular component (GO): plasma membrane
Source: RefSeq, a predicted model, not a curated record